AUAGGCUCAGCCACAAUCACUCCGAUGAACGAACUAAUCAUACUGGACGUCGCCUGUUUAAUCAGCUGUACGUCGCCUGUUGUGAUGAAAAAAUGCGAUGGCGGGACGUGUUGACAGUUGCGGGAAUCGACGUGAUUUAGGUCAUCUAAGAUAAUGGACACUGGAGAUACAGAUAUUGACGAGAUGAGUCUUGACGAUACCUCGGAGACUACAAACUUAGUCGGACGUUAUCGCCCGAAGAUGGACCUGGCGGAAGAAAAGCUCGAAAAUGGCUCUUCAGGUGGCUCUGAACAGCCAAAAACGACACUUUUUAUAUGGAUUCUGGCAGUUUUCUCAGCCAUCGGUGGAUUUCUGUUCGGUUAUGACACCGGUGUAGUAUCGGGAGCUAUGUUAUUAGUCAAAAACGACUUCACAUUGACAUCCGUGGGAGAAGAAGUUGUCGUGAGUGUGACGAUAGGCUCCGCUUUUGUGGCAGCGUUGUGUGGUGGAGUUCUGAAUGAUAAAUUUGGACGAAAGUCAACAACUAUUUUAGCUAGCUUCGUGUUCACUGUAGGAGGAGUGAUACUUGGAGCCGCACAGAACUUUGCCAUGUUAGUGACUGGCAGGCUCAUACUCGGGAUUGGCAUUGGUCUUGCAUCAAUGACAGUUCCGAUGUACAUCGCUGAGUGUGCACCUUCACAUCUGCGAGGUCGCCUGGUGACGGUCAACGUCCUCUUCAUCACGGGAGGUCAGUUUGUCGCCAGUGUGAUGGACGGCGCCUUCAGCUAUGUGGAGAAGGAUGGCUGGAGAUACAUGUUUGGCUUGGCAGCGGUGCCAGCAUUUGUUCAGAUGAUAGGCUUCCUGUUCCUCCCAGAGUCACCCCGCUGGCUGAUGAAGAAGGGAUACGAGGAGAAGGCGUACUCGGUGCUGGCCAGAAUCCGCGGUACCAAAAACGUGGACGAGGAGGUCAAGAUUCUGAGGCGAGUCUGUGACGAGGAUGAGGAAAUCAAACAGCAACAAGGUGACCGCUCGACCAUUGUCCGUCUGCUGACUACUCCGUCCACUCGGCGAGCUGUCACUGUAGGCUGCGGCCUUCAGCUCUUUCAACAACUCACAGGAAUCAACACCAUUAUGUAUUAUAGUGCGUCCCUCUGUUACAGGUAUUAUAGUGUGAUCAAAAUGUCAGGAAUUUCUGACAAGCAUGAAGCAAUAUGGCUCUCGGCUGCGACAUCUUCAUGUAACUUCAUCUUCAGAAUCGUUGGAGUUUGGCUGGUGGAAAGGAUUGGACGGAAGAAACUCCUUCUAGGAAGCCUAGUAGGUGUCAUCCUGAGUCUGACAUUCCUUGCCAUAGGAUUCCAGGUCGCGGCCUUCAACUCCCCACCUGUGACCUUAACUGAAAGGGGAGAUAACUCAUCAUGUUCUUCCUUCAGGUGGUGUGAAGCUUGUAUCGAGGAUCUGAGCUGCGGCUUCUGCUACAGCUAUGCCAGCAACAACACCGUUGAAGGGUCAUGUGUACCCACCUUCAGCAGCUCGGAUACAUCACAUGCUGGCUUAGGCCCCUGUAAUGAGACAGAACCUAAGGGCCAUAUAUGGGCAGAAAACUUCUGCCCUACGUCCUAUGCCUGGAUGUCUACACUCGGGUUGGGCCUGUACCUCAUGUUCUUUGCUCCAGGUAUGGGUCCUAUGCCAUGGACUAUCAACUCUGAGAUUUACCCUCUGUGGGCACGAAGCACGGGCAACUCUCUGUCGGCAGCUACCAACUGGAUCUGUAACCUGCUGGUGUCCAUGACCUUCCUCACCAUGACAGAAACGCUGACCAAAUAUGGAACAUAUUGGCUGUUUGUGGUGGUUGCAGUCUUGGCACUCAUCUUUUUCAUCAUCUUCUUGCCGGAGACAAAAGGGAAAAGCCUGGAGGAUGUGGAGAGACUGUUUUCACAGCCAUGGUGCUCCUGUGGUGCGAGACACAGCCUUAAUAUCAACUCACACGACAGAACAGAUCGUGGGACAUUGCAGUGACAAGGGUGGUGGUGCUUGUCUGUGUGCUAGCUUGCCCUGAAGAGGACCCGAGUUUGAAUGUGCACGAUGGUACACGUGAAGAACAUUUUUGGUGCCUGUUGCCAUAGGACUUUACAUACCAACAUAAACAUCACCUCACCUUCUCAGGUAGAACGAACUCUGUGAACCUUUCGUACAUGCCUGUGAAAUCUGUGCCUUGAAACAAGUCACUUUUGAGUAAAUCAGAGUUAGUUGUGAUCUUAGGACAAGCAUGCAUGAUUUCAUUGGUGAAUGGCUACUAGUUGUAUCUUUUGGUGACAGUGUAUAAUAGAAAUAUCAUUCCAGGUGUAAAAUAAUGUUUUCCAGCAAUGUUUACAAACUGGGUCCACUUAAACCAGUACAAUGUUUCCUCCAGACAAUACAUCGGUGCUGUACUUUGUUGCUGCAACAGCCUAAUGAUAAACCUUUGGUUGCAGCUGAUAGUGUGUUUUUUGGGUUUUUAUUAUAAUGUUUUUAUUGUUCCCAAAGGUACAUCAUUAAAACACCAAUUCACGUUUUUUAGAUUUUUUUAGGUAGAGUUAAAAAAUAUACAAAAGUUCACAUUUUCACAUCAAAAUAACCUACCGAAUAUAGAGUCUAUUUUCAUUGUUAAGUUGGGAAUAUAGAUCUCCAUUUUGUGUCAUUUUUGGCUAUUAAAAUGUCUCUGCUAUUUGUUGAUAGUGUUGAUACAUUCCCAUGUUGUAUAUCUUUGGGAACAAUUUAAUUAAAACAGCACUGGUAAGAAGGAGGUUGUAGCCUUUGAAACAAACUCACUCAAGCUUGAAAUCCUUUUGAUUUAUGUGACUCACAAAAAGUUAAGGACCUCCUGAUUCUUUCAUAUUACUGUACUUAAUCUGUCUAAGGACCACCCGAGUCUUUCAUAUUAAUAUAGUUAAUCUGUCCAAGGACCACCUGAUUACUAUAAUUAAUCUGUCUAAGGACCACCCGAGUCUUUCAUAUUAAUAAAGUUAAUCUGUCUAAGGACCACCUGAUUACUAUAUUUAAUCUGUCUAAGGACCACCUGAUUCUUUCAUAUUACUAUAUUUAAUCUGUCUAAGG
This is a messenger RNA of Haliotis rubra (blacklip abalone), 3072 nucleotides long. RefSeq names its product proton myo-inositol cotransporter-like. NCBI's taxonomy places the organism in Eukaryota, Metazoa, Mollusca, Gastropoda, Lepetellida, Haliotidae. Gene Ontology annotation, biological process: transmembrane transport. The coding region runs from base 154 to 1995 and encodes 613 amino acids. Gene Ontology annotation, cellular component: membrane. The record is from RefSeq and is a predicted model, not a curated record. Gene Ontology annotation, molecular function: myo-inositol:proton symporter activity. The transcript has 9 exons.